AAGCUCGAUUGCACGCCCUACCCGACAGCCCCGAAGAAAAAAGUGAAGAAAAUAUCAAAAAAUUUCCGGAUGGCGAGAAUGAAACUUUGCAGAGGCAAGAAAUUGAAAAAAAUGCUGAAGGGAAUAACAAAUUUGGAAAAAAUUCUGAUAAUAAAGAUUUUAAGGAAAGAUUAAAUGAUCAGAAUAAAGAUUGUGAUGUCAUAGUGGAUACUGAAUCCACCCCAACAGUUGAGACAAUUGGGUCGUCUGUUUAUAACAAUGUUGCUAUGACUAAUAAUGGGGUAUUGUCUUCAACAAUGGAACAUAACGAUAAUUUGAUCGAAGGAACAACUGGUUCAUCCGUUCGACAAAGUUUUGAUGAAGAUUUGAAAAAAGGCGUGAAUAUUGAGAUGACGUCGAAAAACCCAGUUGAAGAGGAAGGCCCACCCGCCGAUUUCUUCUAUGAUUUUGAGCAAUACCAGUCAGUGUCCCGAGUAACAAACGAAUCUGGAAUCCCAUCCAAUCUUCUUCAAUUCUUCCAUUCGUUUGGUUACGAUUGUUGUAAAAGAUCCAACCUCCAUUUAUUGAACGGUCCAACUGCUGUGUUCGCUGCUGGAAACUUGGUCCACCUACUCAACCUCAACAGCAGGGAGCACAAGUUCAUUCGUAGUUGUAGUGGAGGUGGUAUCGGAUCAAUUGCUAUUCAUCCAAGUGGAAAAUAUUUUGCCGUCGCAGAAAAAGGGAAGAAACCACAUAUUUUGGUUUACGAGUUUCCCUCGAUGAAGUUGUACCGAGUACUGCAAGGGGGUACGGAACGCGCGUAUUCAUUCGUUGACUUCAGUCCUAAAGGUGACUUGCUAGCCUCUGUCGGUUCCGCACCUGAUUACAUGUUAACUGUUUGGGAUUGGUGCAAGGAGAAGAUUAUGCUGAGGUCAAAGGCUUUCUCACAAGAAGUAUACCGCGUAACUUUCUCCCCAGAACAAGAAGGUCAACUCACAUCCAGUGGAACAACUCAUAUCAGGUUUUGGAAGAUGGCAUUCACAUUCACUGGGUUAAAGUUGAAAGGUGAACUUGGUAGAUUCGGCAAGACAUCUUUGAGUGACAUAGAGGGAUAUAUUCAACUACCGGAUGGAAAAGUGUUAUCGGGGUGCGAGUGGGGGAAUAUGCUGCUGUGGGAUGGUGGGCUUAUUAAGGUUGAGAUCUGUAAGAAGAACCUGAAGCCAUGUCAUGUUGGCUCCAUUCAACAACUUGUGAUUGAUGAAGGGGAACUCAUAACCAUUGGGUUGGAUGGUUAUGUUAGGGUUUGGGAGUUGGAAGCGAUUGACACAGCGGACACAACGGAUGAUUCGGACAAGUUUGAAGUUGAGCCGAUGAAUGAAUUGAAAGUGGGGACCGAUGUUCAACUCACAAGGAUGGUUAAGGCUGCCGAAGAUGAGGACACAGAGGAAGGAUCAUCCAUAUGGUACGCACAAGAUGCAGGUGGUGGGAUAUGGAAGUUGGAUCUUUCAUUCUCACAUACGACGAAACCUCCUGCGAAGCUUCAUUCGUUCACGAGCGGUCCAAUCGCGGGCCUCGCCUCGUCACCAUCGAGCCACUUGGUGGCGACAACGGGCGACACCUUCGUUCGAAUCCACGAUUAUUUAACAAGGGAUAUUUUGUGCGAGUUUAAAUCGCCGAGUGUUCAUUCGAGGGGAACGGCGCUGAUAUGGCCGAAUAAAGUGGUUGAUCCGAAAGGUACCACCAUUAUUGGUGGCUUUUCCGACGGAAUACUUCGGGUGUUGACACUACGUCAGGUAGAUGGCGCCAAUGAGCUUAUUCUAAACCAGGUGAUGAAACCUCAUUCGUCCACCAUCACGUCCCUUGCGUUCGACAACACUGGUGAGAUCCUCGCAACAGGGAGCACCGAUAAAACCGUCUUCUUCUUCUCGGUUGAUGCGGGUGGUUAUUCACCAAUCGGGUUCGUGAGCAUUCCUGGGGAAGUAACCGGGAUGGAGUGGUCGCCUCCGGGAUUCCCCGACACGACCCUCCUCGUGUCUUGUAGUAACGGGAAAGUUAUUGAGAUUACGGCACCCUCUCAUACAGACACCUCACAUUCAUUCAAGUUAUCAGAUGUUGCUAUGAAGUACUUCACAUUUCAAAGCAUUAAGUCCAGACUGAGAAGAGAUGAAGAGAGAGAAAGGAAAGAAGUGGAGAAGAAAAAAAGAAGAAGGCAAAGGGAGAAGGAAUUGCAAAGAAGAAAAGACAGAGGUGAGGAGAUAAGUCCGGAAGAUGCUGCUUCGUUCCUUGAGGAAGAUCCCGAGGAUGUUGAUGAGGAAGAAGAGGAAUUAUUCAUCCCCCCGCAUCCCAACAGUGUUCUCCAAGCAUCAUAUUUGCUCCCGGGAAGAUUCAUGGCAUCCAUGGAUGGUUAUGAUGCGGGGUAUUUAUACGAGUGUGUCUUCAAGGAUGAAGAUCAGGAUGAAGAAGUUUCAUCAGAGCCAACAAGAGCCAUUCCUGUUAAAGAUUCCUCGGACGUCCCAAUCUCCCGUAUCUCCUUUACGACCGAUCGUCGCAAACUUGUGGCCGGGUUCCUUGACGGAAUGAUCCGUGUUUACCCACUAGAGGGAGAUCCAGAGCUCCCAUUCGACCUCGAUAUGAUGGGCGCACAUUGGGACAUGAACAUGCAUGAUAAUGAUACUGGGAGCAUAACGAACAUAGUGGAAAGCUAUGAUGGGGCGUAUCUAUUCAGUGGGGGAUCAGAUGGGAAUAUAUUUGGAUAUCAUUCCCUCGCUCAUGAAGAAAUUGUGAAGAGCAUGGAAGGAAAGAGAGCAAAGCUACCGACACCUAAGAAACGCAUCGUUGGGGAGAUGAGCGUGGACGACAUCAACGACCCACAAGCUUACAGCAUUGAGGAUGCCAAGUUGAAAGCUGAGCACGAUAAGAUGAUCCGAGAUGCAGAAGGGAAGAAGAUGGCUGAGAGGAGGAGGGUGGGGAAACUGAGGAGGACUUUCCUCGAGCUGCUGGAGAAGAAUAACGAUCUUCCAGAGGAUGUUAGGCUUAAGAAAGCGGAGUUUGAGUUGGAUCCCACCAUCCGGCACAAGAUGGAGCAAGAGACAGAGUCGAAGAUAGAGCGGGUGAGGUUGGAGAUGAUGUGGGAGAAAGAGAAACUAUCGUUGGUUCAUCGCAAGUUGGAGCAACGCUUCCGUUCCCAACUCGAGUGCGACCGAAUCAUCGUCCAUUCGUUCAAAUCGAGCCACACGGUGUCCUCGUACAGGGUUGCUAAGUUACCCGAUGAGUUCUUCACGUUGAAGGACGUUGUUGAACAGCGUGUUCGGGCAGCAAGCCUUGCAUCUGAGGGUGGGGUGAUGGGGCUGAUGGAUGGUGGGGCUUCUAUAUCAUCGGGGAGGGGGGGUAAAGACGAUGAUGAACUAGAGGAAACCGUCAUUGAAUCGAAACAAAAGAAAUCUUCGUUACUUCACGGGAGGAAAGCUGAGAAAGUCGCCAAAGCUUUGAAGAAAGCUGAAGAGUCCAAGAUGAAAAGGGAGAAACGUCAUAAAGAGUGGGAGGAAUUGUUCCGUAGCAAACCUGAUGAGAAUUAUGAAGAUCCUGCCGAUGUUUCAGCAAUCAAAGACGCACAAGCGAAUAUGGGAGACUUUAAGCUGAAGACGUCACCUGAUUACGUGGUACCCGAACAUCUGAGAAUGGAUACUGAGAAGAAGCGAUAUCAACUUUUAACUUUACUGGGAUUGAUCCAUCGAGCAAAAUCGGACUUCAACGAGAAGUUAACGACGCUCCGUGAUUGGAAGCUCUCUUCCAUCAUCGAGAUGAAGAAUCAACUCCAGGAGUUGAAAGAGAUGCAGAGGAGGAUGGUUAAGGAUGAGAAAGUUGAUCUUCCCAUCAUCCCACGCCCGCAUCCGGAUGAACAACCACACAAGAGGUACGAGUACACACGCGACACCCUGCUUAAGUUCGAGGAAGAUGAAAAGAUGAGAGAAGAAGCUGCUGCUCAAAAGAAGAGGCAAGGAGGUGGAGGACUCUUUGGGGGGUUCGGGGAUGAG
Messenger RNA from Ciona intestinalis (vase tunicate), 4013 nucleotides. Lineage: Eukaryota; Metazoa; Chordata; Ascidiacea; Phlebobranchia; Cionidae. The record is from RefSeq and is a predicted model, not a curated record.